Messenger RNA from Danio rerio (zebrafish), 315 nucleotides. RefSeq names its product 3-oxoacid CoA transferase 1a (gene oxct1a). Gene Ontology annotation, molecular function: succinyl-CoA:3-oxo-acid CoA-transferase activity; CoA-transferase activity. The record is from RefSeq and is marked validated. Gene Ontology annotation, cellular component: mitochondrion. Gene Ontology annotation, biological process: ketone body catabolic process. Lineage: Eukaryota; Metazoa; Chordata; Actinopteri; Cypriniformes; Danionidae.
UGCAGAAAUGGCGACUCUUAAAGCGCUAUCUAGAGCGGAGAAUAUGCUCAUCAGGAAGGUGACAGCGACGAUCAAGACGAACAUCCCGCGAUUCUCCGUCGGCAAGACGUGUGGCUGUUACUUCUCCACUUCAAGUCAGAGGUCUGCACAGUUUUAUUCGGACCCUCUAGACGCCGUCAAAGAUAUUCCUAAUGGAGCGACUGUUCUUGUGGGAGGUUUUGGCCUAUGCGGUAUUCCAGAAAACCUCAUCAACAGUCUGCUGAAGACUGGAGUGAAGAGUCUAACUGCAGUCAGCAAUAAUGCAGGGUAAGCCUU